Limulus polyphemus (Atlantic horseshoe crab) is the source of this 1476-nucleotide messenger RNA. RefSeq names its product dual specificity tyrosine-phosphorylation-regulated kinase 1A-like. Gene Ontology annotation, biological process: peptidyl-serine phosphorylation; positive regulation of DNA-templated transcription; protein autophosphorylation. The transcript has 8 exons. Lineage: Eukaryota; Metazoa; Arthropoda; Merostomata; Xiphosura; Limulidae. The coding region runs from base 79 to 1476 and encodes 465 amino acids. Gene Ontology annotation, cellular component: nucleus. Gene Ontology annotation, molecular function: protein serine/threonine/tyrosine kinase activity; ATP binding; protein serine/threonine kinase activity. The record is from RefSeq and is a predicted model, not a curated record.
CCUUCGCUACAAACGCAUGCGUGUUGGUAACGUCUGUGUUGAAGAAGAGUAGAGAGGUGUAGCCUGUUUUCAUAUCAUAUGAACACUAUUUACAAGAUCCUUAGCCGAGAGACACUUGGGAACUGUAAGCAAGUCUGGAGUUUGUGCCCUAGGUUUUCAAGUGAUAAAGUGCUGACAGCUGAGAGAACCUGGAAACUGAUGGAGACUACUGAUUCUCAGCCGCUGGUCACUGACCAACCCGGCGCUGACUGGGACAAAAGUGAACAAGAAAAAAAAUACUUGAACCGAACAUUCCAAGGAGAAGCGUCACAAGCAGUAACCUCCAUGUAUGGUCGACUAGUCACCCAAGAUCAACUAGUGGCGAUGGGAACAGGCACUGAAGCUCCCACAGAAGAGCAUGUAACACCGCUGCUUUCUGAAAUUCCAAAUAAAAGUCGUGAUCCCAGCGCCACUCCCCUACAUAAACUCAGUGUUGACCUUAUAAAGACAUAUAAACAUAUCAAUGAAGUAUAUUAUGCAAAGAAGAAACGUAGAGCCCAACAUGGUCAAGGCGAGGAUGCUAGUACCAAGAAGGAAAAAAUGGUUUAUAACGAUGGAUUUGAUGACGAGAACCAUGACUAUAUUGUUAAGAAUGGGGAAAAAUUUGUAGAUCGGUACGAAAUUGAUUCAUUAAUUGGAAAAGGAUCUUUUGGUCAGGUUGUAAAAGCUUAUGAUUCCGAAGGUCACUGUUUCGUUGCCAUAAAAAUAAUCAAAAACAAAAAGCCUUUUCUGAAUCAAGCUCUCAUCGAAGUCAAACUCCUAGGACUGAUGAACAGUUACGAAGGGAAAAAGGGUAUCUGUCCGAUGGGAAAAGAUAAAAUCGUUAACCUGAAAGGUCACUUUUUGUGGCGGAACCACCUGUGUCUAGUUUUUGAGCUGCUUUCCUACAAUCUGUACGACCUUCUCAGAAAUACAAACUUCCGUGGAGUUUCUUUGAACCUGACCAGAAAAUUUGCUCAACAGAUGUGCAUGGCUUUGGCCUUCUUAUCUUCUCCUGACCUAUGUGUCAUACACUGUGACCUCAAGCCAGAGAACAUUCUUCUUUGUAAUCCCAAACGUAGUGCAAUUAAAAUUGUUGAUUUUGGCAGCUCUUGCCAACUGGGCCAUAGGAUCUACCAAUAUAUUCAAAGCAGAUUUUACCGAUCUCCAGAAGUUCUGUUGGGGAUGCCUUAUGAUAUGGCCAUUGACGUCUGGAGUCUUGGUUGUAUUCUCGUCGAAAUGCACACAGGGGAGCCUUUAUUCAGUGGUGCAAAUGAAGUAGACCAGAUGUACAAGAUUAUCGAAGUCCUUGGAAUGCCACCCAAACAUCUUCUCGACCAAGCACCAAAAUCUCGCAAGUUCUUUGAUAAACAUCCGGAUGGCAACUAUUUUAUAAAACCUUCAAAAGAUGGGAAAAAGGUUAGGAUAGUAAAAUUCCUUAUGCAAUACUCUCCUUAA